UCUAACAAGACAGUCAUGAAUUUUUCAGUCUAAGCUAAUUGUCGAUCCAGCAACAUUCAAUCCAAAUGAAUGCAUGAAAGAUUUCAAGUCCGAAGUCAGCAAGUCAAAAAUGCUAAAAGAUGACCUCCUGUACUUUCCUGUUGUGAAAGACUACCACUGGAUUGUGUGUUCUAUCAAUCUUGUGCACAAGCAGUACCACAUUUUUGAUUCAUUGCUUAAAGCUGAUGGUACCAGCAAGUUGCAAGAAGCUGCAAAUAAUCUGUUCACAAACUUCAGGAGGCUUGUCAAUGAGUUAGGUCUAGCAAAGAUUGAUUGGUCCGUUUACAACUUGUCUACACCUGACCAUCCACAACAGAAGACAACGUUUGAUUGUGGAUUCUUCUGUCUUCUGUACAUGGACCAUUUCACAGGGAAGGUGGUGGCAGAGUUUGAUGACAAGGUCAUUCCAGAUUUUCGCAAGUACAUAGCAUCAAGUCUGAUCAACAAUAGAGACAACGCAGAGUCGGUUGAAAAGCUUAUGGAUGCUGAGUUGCAGUCCAAGUAGGAGUUUCUGUAGUUUGAUAGUACUAGUCUUUUUGUGGCAGAGUUAUUGUAGUUUGAUCGUUGUUCUAGAGUCCUUUUGUCGGGCGGAUGUAAACUUUGAUCUUCGCUGUGUAAAUGGAUGGAUGCUUCAUUUAGAUUUCUCCGUUUAUAUGUGCACUACAAAGCAUUGUCUU
Messenger RNA from Lolium perenne, 716 nucleotides. RefSeq names its product putative ubiquitin-like-specific protease 1B. Gene Ontology annotation, molecular function: cysteine-type peptidase activity. The record is from RefSeq and is a predicted model, not a curated record. NCBI's taxonomy places the organism in Eukaryota, Viridiplantae, Streptophyta, Magnoliopsida, Poales, Poaceae. Gene Ontology annotation, biological process: proteolysis.